UCUCCUAAACGACUCAAUCUCUUUCGCUUUCCUCUCUUUCCUCGCCCGACAAACGAGAAACAUUCGGAUGAACAAAGUUCCCAACAGAAAAGAAAAACGUAAAUAAUAAUAAUAAUAAAAAAAACCAAGAAUUGGGUUCGUUUUCAAAGGCUUAAUCGUCUUUUUCGUUUUUUUUGGUGUAUUGGUUCUGCGAAAGUUGCAUAGAUAUAUUGCAUCAAACACGUAACGCAUGGUGUCCUUUUCUUUUUCUUGGUAAUUAAGAUUAAGAGACAUUGAACAUAUUGUUGUGUUGUGUCAUUGCAAAAUUGAUUAAUGCAAUUGUGCAAAGCAAAAGUUUACAAGGUAAAAGUAAGUUUUUUGGGGUUGUGGCAUUUUUCUUGAAGGCUAAGGAAAAAGGAAAAGAUUGUUUUCUUUUUUGGGCGUUUCCUAUUGCUUUCUGUUCUUUUCGAAUUGAAAGUUUUUUUUUUUUUUUUGUAUAUUCGAUGAAAUGAGAAGAAAAACACGUGAAUGGCGUAAUGAUUUGAGGAGCAAUGGAAAUGAGAAGGGCUUGUUAUGCCAUUUUUGUCGUCAUAUUGCUUUGCGCUUUGGCCAUGGGGAGCUCAGACGGUAAGAGGAGGAUGCCUGAAACAUUUCUUGCCGAUCAAGGCUGGACAACAACAUCCCUGAAGAUAAAUGAAGAAAUGGCAGAGGAGGCAUGGAUUCAUUGCACGAAAGAGAUGGCAGAAAAAAGAGAUGCUAUUAAAGAUUUUGACCUGUAUAUGCCACAAACAACCAAUGACUUGAUAUCAGCAUUGUUGGCGAAAGGAAACAUAGAAAAAGCUAUUGAUAUUUUGCCUCCUCAAGUGAGAGAAACACUUUUUGAUUGCUUAAGUAAGAAAGGACUAAUCUUUCAUGCUUCCAAUCCAGAGGUUACCUUUAAGCACUGGUUUCGAAAGUGUCUUGAGUUUAUUUUUAAAUUGCCACAUGCCCCUAGAAGAUAUCUGGUUAGUGUAUCAAAUCAACACAUAACCUCAGGCCCUUCUCCAGCUCUAGUUCCUAAGAGAACACCAGCACCAGCACCAAUAUCUGCAGCGGUACCUGCAGCAUUUAGUUAUGGUCCUGCACCAACACCAUUUAGUUAUGUGCCAGCACCAUCCAAUCAAGCUCAUGCACGCUAUCUAAGGUCACAUCCGCCUGGUGGUGCUUUAGCUAAUUCACUUCUCAUAUCAAACAAGAUUUUCACUUCUUCACCACCACCAGAUCUCAAACAUUCUCGUACUAACCCAUCACUAGCAACACAUAAAGAUUUAUCACCUGGUGCCCAUGAUAGGACUCAGCAUUCACCAGAAGAAAAGGACGUCAUGAAGGAAACUGUUAUUGCUGUUAUUGUGACUGCAGCCACAACAUUUGCUCUUGUUGCAUUGGUCUUCUUUUGUUGUCUGAAGGGAACUAGCCGAAAAAAAGAUGAAAAGCCUCUUCUUUGCUUGAGUGAUUACUUAAGUGAUUUCUCUUGUGAUUCUUCACAGAAGUCUAUUAGUUUAGGCAGUUCCAGUGACAAAGAAUAUCGUACUAGCAGCCGAAAGAACCCUUCUUUGGCUGGUAGUUCGUCCAUGAAGCAAGAUAAUCAUGAUGCCUCACUUGCAAAAGCACCACCAUCAGAAGCAACUGAAGGUGCACCAUUUCCUCCCCUGAAACCUCCUCCUGGGAGAUCAGCUCCUCCACCUCCUGCAGCACCACCACCUCCCCCUGUUCGUCCUAAUCCCCCACCUCCACCUAAAGUUGCUCGUCCUCCACCUAUGCCACCAAAAUCAAAACAUUCACCCCUUGGACCACAUCGUCGAGGACAUAGUGCUUCUGGUAGUGGAGAUGAGACUGAUGGUGAAUCUGGAGCUCCAAAAGCCAAGUUAAAACCAUUUUUCUGGGACAAGGUUAUGGCUAAUUCCGAUCAGACGAUGGUUUGGCAUGAGAUCAGUGCUGGAUCAUUCCAGUUCAAUGAAGAGAUGAUGGAGAGUUUAUUUGGUUAUAAUUAUGGGACUAAUAAAAAGAAUGAUCAAAAGAAAGAUUCACUAUCAGAACCUUCAAUCCAGUACAUUCAGAUUAUUGACACCAGAAAAGCACAAAAUUUGUCUAUUCUUCUACGCGCACUAAAUGUCACAACAGAGGAAGUUGUUGAUGCUCUUCGAGAAGGUAACGAGCUUCCAGCAGAGCUCCUUCAAACAUUGCAGAAGAUGGCACCAACAACAGAAGAGGAACUAAAGCUUAGAUUAUUCACUGGAGAUGUUUCUCAACUGGGUCCUCCAGAGAGGUUCCUUAAAAUCUUGGUUGAAAUACCUUUUGCCUUCAAACGAAUUGAGUCAUUGAUUUUCAUGAGUACUCUCCGUGAGGAAGUCACUGGCAUUAAAGAAUCCUUUGCAACUCUUGAGGUAGCUUGCUCCAAGCUCAAAAGUAGCAGACUAUUCCUAAAACUUCUAGAAGCAGUGCUUAAAACUGGAAAUCGCAUGAAUGAUGGUACCUACCGAGGUGGUGCACAGGCAUUCAAGCUUGACACACUCUUGAAACUGUCUGAUGUCAAAGGAACAGAUGGUAAGACCACACUCCUCCACUUUGUAGUUCAGGAGAUCAUACGUUCUGAGGGCAUAAGAGCUGUUCGUGCACAACUAUCAAGCCGGAGCCUUUCGAGUUUCAAUUCAGAGGACUUCGCUGAAGAUCACAACCAAGACAAGGAGGAACAUUACCGCAGUCUUGGUCUUCAAGUGGUUUCAGGUGUAAGCAGUGAACUUGAAGAUGUUAAGAAGGCUGCAGUAAUUGAUGCUGAUGCCCUGACAGCUACCGUGUCAAAACUUAAUCAUUCUUUGACAAAAACUAGGGAGUUUUUGAAUUCUGAGUUGAAGAGUACAGAUGAGGACAGUGAAUUUUUUCGUUCAUUGUCUAGUUUUGUGGACCGUGCAGAUGCCGAUAUUAGAUGGCUUUCAGAGGAAGAAAAAAGGAUAAUGGACCUGGUCAAGAGCACAGCAGAUUACUUUCAUGGACAGGCAGGGAAAAAUGAAGGCUUGCGUUUGUUUGCAAUUGUGCGUGAUUUCUUGAUAAUGUUAGAUAAGGCAUGUAAAGAAGUUAGGGACACAAGAGCAAAGCCACUCAGGAAUUCCAGAAAAGAGUGUGCAUCAGUGUCAUCUUCUCUAGAGAACCAGCAGCCUUCUUCUUUGGAAAACCAGCAACCAUCCUCAGAUAUUCGUAAACGACUAUUUCCAGCAAUUUCUGACCGGCGGAUGGACAGUUCCAGUUCAGAUGAUGAAAGCUCCUCUCAAUAGCUGUAAAUUUAGAAAGGUGGUUUAAAACAGUAGAUAUUAGUGGAAAUAUGAUCCGAUAGACAUUGCAGAGGCGGGGCAUCUCUCAAGUUGCAUUUUAGGAACAGACUGCAAAGCUUCAAGUUUCAUUAUCUUGUAGGAUACAAUGAUGAAAAAUACAAUAGCAAGGAGAAUGGAUAAGAGCCAAAGAGGGAAAGAACAUCAAGGAAUCAGGAUUUUCUGAAGAACAGAUUCCAUUUGUACAGUAAACUGUAUCAAUAUCCAUGCAAAUACUUCAAUAUAGUUAUUGCCUUUUUUUUA
Messenger RNA from Theobroma cacao (cacao), 3584 nucleotides. RefSeq names its product formin-like protein 3. Gene Ontology annotation, biological process: actin cytoskeleton organization; actin nucleation. The record is from RefSeq and is a predicted model, not a curated record. NCBI's taxonomy places the organism in Eukaryota, Viridiplantae, Streptophyta, Magnoliopsida, Malvales, Malvaceae. Gene Ontology annotation, molecular function: actin filament binding.